Messenger RNA from Aspergillus calidoustus, 1389 nucleotides. NCBI's taxonomy places the organism in Eukaryota, Fungi, Ascomycota, Eurotiomycetes, Eurotiales, Aspergillaceae. The record is from the annotation of a GenBank genome assembly.
AUGGUUGAAAACGGGUCGAGUCUCGCGGGCAACGACACCGAAGGCGCGGUUAUCUUUGGUUAUAACUCAGAACAACCGUGGUACUGGCCGGAUUGUGGAGAGCCAUCGCAGUCACUCCGCCUCGUGAAUUAUUGGCAGGAGAAGUCGAUGGCAUCCCCAUCGCAUGACAGUGGUAUUGGGCAAAGUGUGUCUUCAUCGGUUGUACCAGAUGACGAUAGGGCGGUUUGUGUGGCCAAGGAGGAACACAUUCCACAAAUACAUUCCGAUCCAAUUCUCGAGACUAUCCCCGCCAGCCAGAUCCAGCAGAUACCGAAGCAGGCGUAUACCUACCGGGCUACGCGGGACUAUGCAGUCGCCGUUAUUUGCGCACUACAUAAAGAGCUCAAGGCAGUCCGGAUGCUGUUCGAUGAGACCCAUGACAGCCCUGAAGUCCCACAUAGCGAUCCGAACCAUUAUGUCUUUGGUGGUAUGGCCAAGCACAAUGUUGUAGCCACCUGCCUACCGGACGGCGAGUAUGGAACAAACACUGCUGCUGAUGUCGCAGCCAACAUGAAGCGGAGUUUCCCAAGGCUCAGGUUCUGUCUAUUGGUUGGCAUAGGAGGGGGAGUUCCUGCAAAGCAUGACAUCCGACUCGGUGAUGUUGUCGUCAGCACCCCUGGCGGCGCGAGUGUUGGCGUUCUCCCAUAUGAUACCAUCAAGACACUGGAGGAUGGCACUUUCCAGAUAAAUGGAUAUUUGCAUCCUUCUCCACGGUGCCUCAGAUCUGCUCUCAGCGAGAUACAGUCUGACCCCCGCAUUGGUAAUGAGCCGCUGGCCACAUAUUUACAGCAGAUCGCGGACUCCGAUUGUCAGUAUAGCCACCCGGGAGAGCACAAUGAUACUUUAUUCAGUCCCGAUUACGCGCAUUUGGAGACACCCAGGACUGAAACAUGCGAAGGCUGCGACAGCGCCAAAGUCCAGAUUCGACCUCCAAGAGGCUCAAGUCAACCACAAAUCCACUACGGCCUUGUUGCAUCGGGAAACCAAGUCAUGAGGAGCGCAACCACGCGAGACAAACUUGGGGCGCAGUAUGGCAUCAUGUGUUUUGAAAUGGAGGCAGCCGGAAUUAUGAACAUCCUCUCAUGCCUUGUGAUACGCGGCAUCUGCGACUACUGUGAUUCACACAAGAAUAAGCAUUGGCAGAAGUACGCCGCUGCCACAGCCGCUGCUUUUGCAAAGCUUCUUCUGUCUCGCGUACGCUCGGACGCAGAAGGCUCGCAAUUAAGCUCUUUGCCAACGUGUACUAGCUUGGGAUUCCAUGAUCAAAGCUAUGGCAAGCGACGAGGGUUGCCCAUUGAAAAGGAAGUCUUGCAUGAGCGUCCGGCCAAACGACGGCGAGCGAAUGAAUGA